AUGAAUUAAAUGGAUGGAUUGAUUGAGGAGAAUACAUAAUUAAAGAAAGCAAUAAUAUCUUCGAAGGCUGUUAUAUCAAGAAAGAUAAGUAUAUAAAAUAAUAGCAUCAUUUAGAUGAAUUUGAAACUUUGCAAGCUAUUAAUGAUGAAUUAAAAUUGUAAGUUGAUAAAUUGAAAUUGGAAAAUAAUGAAUUAAAUUAAAAAAUUAGAAUUGCAUUUCAUGAAAAAAAAUAAACAGAAUAAUAAUUUGAUAAUGCAAGCAAAAAUUGGAAAUUGUUAAUUGAACAAAAAUAACGAGAAUUAGAAGAAAUAUAAAAUAAAUUAAGUCCAUCUUUUGAUUAAGAUAUGAUAAGAAUAAAAUUAAUUAAUGAAUUAGAAAUACCUCAUAGAUAACAACUUGAAGUUAAAUAGAAUGAGAUAGAAAAAUUAAAUGAAAUAAUAUAUUAAUUAAAAAGAAAUUUGGAUCUUGAAAUAGCAAAAGUUGAAACAACAAAAUUAGAAAAUGGAAAAGAAAUAAAAUUACUUUAAGAUAGAUUUAAAUUAGAUAAAUCUGAUUUAUAAUAUUAAAUAGAAGAAUUAACAAAAAUAAUUGAAGAUAGUAAGGAUAGAGAUUUAAUAAGAAGAUUAAGAAAAGAUUUAGAUGAAUAUAAAUUGAAGUUUAAUAACUCAGAUUCUGAAAAUUAAGAAUUAAGAAAUGAGAGAGAUAAAAUAAGAGAAGAGAAAAAUGAAAUAAUGAUUAAAUUUGCUAGAUAGAUAGAUUAAGAAAGAAAUGAUAAACGUUAAUAUAAAAGUGAUUUUGAUAAACUCUAAGUUCGUACAAGAUUUGUAGAGGAUGAAUUAAGAAAAGAGAAAUAAAGAAGAGAAUAAAUUAGUACUGAUUUUGAAAUUUUAAAAACUGAAAAAGAUUAAUUAUUAACAGAUAUUAGAAAAAAGGAUGAUACUAUACAUUAUUUAUAAAGAAAAAUAGGAGAUAUGGAAGAAGAACAAUUAGAAUAAGAAUAAAAAGUUUAAGAUAAAUUAACUCGUUUAUAUUAAGAUGAACAUGAUAAAUAUUUAUAAGAGAGAAACAAAGCUGUUACUUUAUAAAAAGAUGUUGAUAAUUUAAAAAAAAGAUUUAGUGAUUUAUAAGAUGAUUAUAAAAUAUUAAAAGAUAGAUAUUUAAAAGAAAAUAAUGAUAACAAAGAUGCAAAUAAAAUAUAAAUUGAAGAAAUUGAAAAAUUAAAGAAAACUCUUUCUUAAUAAUUAAAAGAUAUUGGAGAUUUAGAAAGAUCAAAUAAAAAUAGAGAAGAAUAAAUACAUGAUAUUGAAAAUGAAAAUGAAACUUUAAAAAGAAGAAAUAGAGAAUUAUAACACAGAAUUUAAUUGAUUGAAGUCAAUCCUUUACCUUCUCCAUAAUAAGCAUAAAUGAUAUUUAAUUAAUCAUAAUUCCCAAGUUUUGCUUAAGUACCUUAGUAUGCUUAAUAAAUAUAAGAAUAAUAUGAUACUAAACCUAAACCUAAUACAUCUGUUUAAUCAGAAAAUGAACUUUAAAAUAAAAAUUAAACUUUAAAGUAAACUAUUUAAUAGAUUACAGAAGAAAAUAAAAACUUAAUUUAAAAGAAUAAGAAACUAAGUACUAAAUUAAAAGAAGCAAAUGAUAAGAUUUUGGAACUUUCAAUGAAAAAUACUCUUCUACAAAAACAAUUACAAAAAUUCAAUUCUGUCCCUUCUAUUAAUCAUUAAGGAUAAUAUGGAAAUUAGACUCAUUCUUAAUCUCCUCUUAGAUAUGAUUAUGAAAAUUAUGAAUAAUAGGAUAUAAGGUAUGAAUAACAAAUUCAUACUGAUACAAGAUUGGAUAGAUUUGAUAGGCAAGAUAGAUAUGCUUAACCUUCUUAUGAUAAAUAUAGAUCUAAAAAUUAAUCAGGAACAAAUUAAUAAACAAAAUAGGGUUUUCAUAAUGAAAUUCAUGAUGAUGAUUUACUUAAUAAAGUAAUGAUGUUGACUAAUAAUAAUAAUACCAGUUAGACUAAAUAUUGGUGA
Molecule: messenger RNA, 2018 nt
Organism: Paramecium sonneborni
Lineage: Eukaryota; Ciliophora; Oligohymenophorea; Peniculida; Parameciidae
Source: the annotation of a GenBank genome assembly